CCUUGGCGUCUUAAGAGGCCAACCAAUUUUAAUUUAUUAAGUAAAAUAAAUAUAUUUUUUUUUCAACACAGUAAUCGAUUUAUUUUACUAAAGAUUCGCCACUAGACUACUUUCGAGAGUUUUCCUAGCUGCUUUAGACUUACAAAUGCGUUAAUUGGUCCAGUCUAAUCUCACCGCGGAGGGCGGAAAUGGGCCGACCAGUUUCCGUUUGAUUGAUAUCCCCCCUUCCGCCUGUUCCCGACCAUCCCCCUCCGACGCUGCCUCUGCCCUGCCCUAGCUGCGGUCACGAUCGGUAUAUAUACGGGGAUGGACGCUGGACAUGUCAUCAUUCCACACUGCCAGCUCCAUCGGUAGCAACCAUGAACACCGCCGUCGCCCUCCUGUUGGUCGCCCUGAGUGCCGCGAGCCAGGCUCGCCCCCAGGGCCCCUACCCUGCCGCGGGCGUGCCCUCCUUCGCGCCGUCCCCGACGGUGUACAGCGUGGCGCCCGCUCCGGCCCCCGUCCAGGUCUACUCCGCGCCAGCACCCACCGUCAGCUACGCCUCGGCGCCGUCCGUGUCGUACUCCGCACCCGCGACGGUCUCCUACGCGGCAGCUCCUGUAGUGUCCUACUCGGCACCCGCCCCCGUGUCCUACUCUGCCCCCGCCCCUUCCGUGAGCUUCGCCUCCGCCCCCGUGUCUUACUCUGCCCCCGCUCCAUCAGUGAGCUUUGCUUCCGCCCCCGUGUCUUAUUCCGCUCCCGUGUCCUACUCUGCCCCCGCUGUGUCAUUCGCCUCUGCCCCCGUGUCCUACUCGACCUCGGGCACCUCUAGCAGCUACAGCCCGCCCCCUGCUGUGUCCUUCGCCUCCGCCCCCGUGUCCUACUCAGCCCCUGUCUCCUACUCUGCCCCCGCCCCCGCUGUGUCCUUCGCCUCCGCCCCUGUGUCCUACUCGGCCGCCCCCUCGAGUCACAUCGUGACCCCAGCCACCGAGUACGGAGCGCCCACCUUCUAAGUUAUUUGUGUUUGGCAACGUGUUUUCUGCGGCGACGGCGGUGUAGUUAUACUGACUACCGAAGACACCCCAUGUACCAAUGAUGGAGACUGCGCAAUCAAAAUAAAUUUUUGAAUCAAUAAUCUUUACGACUAAAAUUUUUUACCCUUCCCUUUUUUGAAGAAAGUAGAGAUUUACAAUGUUAGACAGGCAGUUUCGACCACAGGACAAACACUGUAACUCUUAGAGAGCCUGG
This is a messenger RNA of Frankliniella occidentalis (western flower thrips), 1227 nucleotides long. Its product is annotated as cuticle protein 16.5-like. NCBI's taxonomy places the organism in Eukaryota, Metazoa, Arthropoda, Insecta, Thysanoptera, Thripidae. The coding region runs from base 360 to 992 and encodes 210 amino acids. The transcript is spliced from 2 exons. The record is from RefSeq and is a predicted model, not a curated record.